Messenger RNA from Gamsiella multidivaricata, 1169 nucleotides. RefSeq lists its product as uncharacterized. The transcript has a single exon. NCBI's taxonomy places the organism in Eukaryota, Fungi, Mortierellomycota, Mortierellomycetes, Mortierellales, Mortierellaceae. Bases 139 to 384 code for a protein of 81 amino acids. The record is from RefSeq and is a predicted model, not a curated record.
UCAUUGGGGACCCUACACACCCUUUCUGCCCUUUUGAAAUAGGGCUGUCGCGACAUAACAACAGCAAGCAUUAUCAAGAGAGAGGGCUAUGCAGAAAGCCCCUCAUCAUGCAUACACGUGCAUAUACAAUUGGGCGCGAUGCUGAAGGAGCUCUAUCCAGCGAGUUUGGCCCAAAUAUACCACGAUAGUGAAGUCAUUAACCAAUACCCGAUUGUAGCCUUAUUUCUGUUCUUAUCGGAGAGUCCUGAUGUAUGUAUAUCACUUUUAAAGUCCUCGCAAGCCGUUAUACCAGCGACUAGCUUAUUUAGCUUCAAGAGUAAUCGAUGCCAUGGUAUAAACAAAGGCACCGUCUCUCUGGCGACAGUUCUUGCAUGGGUCAACUGAAAGAAAGGUCCGGGGAAUUCAAUGGCGGUAACAGACGGCACAGUUGCAAUACAGUCAACCUUUAAAUUCUUGCUGCCUGCUCUCCCAAUUUUUUUAGCAUAGCAUCUUGGUUUGGGAUGGAUGUAUUAGGAUAGGUGCUAUGAGGGUAUCGUAUCUUUAGCCUCAACGAGCGGAGACUUCAGAGUAGAUUGCACAAUCAACGAUCGCGUUCCACUUUUGGGCUAUGCUCUAGCACAUAUAAAGGGUUUCGCCUUCAUCGCCACCAGUUCGCUAAAGUAUCUUUCUUGAGCAUAAUGCUUCUUUCGCUCGGCGCAAUAAACGUCUUUCCACCCUGUAGCAAUGUAAUACCAGGAUGCUCACUAUUUGCGAUGUGCAUGAAUUUACCGAACCCCAAGCUUUCUCUUCGAAUAGAGGAAUUAUGCACCAGCCCACUGCAUUUGAUGCAUAGCCUGUUCCUCUCUUUUCCAGAACGCGCCGCCUUCAGCCAAGGAGACAAGAAGGCAAUUUUUUUUUUUUUUUGGCUGAACUAAAAUGACGCUCUGCGUUUGUACAGCCGAUGGUCGUCUCCCGCCAAUCACCUGUAACGCAUGGGUUUUGUAAUACGCGCAGUAUUAUCUAUAUCAUAGACCUUUGUGGUGCCUGGGAGUUCUGCUAAAUAUGGUGCUACUCACGGGCCACCUUAUACCAUUCUAUGCGAUGCCCUGUGCGCGUCCCAUAGCUCCACCCGCAUGGCCACAUGGCUCCAACUCUAUAUACUACACUUCAUUCGUACGGCCGUAUUAGGC